Messenger RNA from Neoarthrinium moseri, 1263 nucleotides. RefSeq lists its product as uncharacterized. Lineage: Eukaryota; Fungi; Ascomycota; Sordariomycetes; Amphisphaeriales; Apiosporaceae. Gene Ontology annotation, molecular function: FAD binding. The transcript has a single exon. Bases 1 to 1263 code for a protein of 420 amino acids. The record is from RefSeq and is a predicted model, not a curated record.
AUGGCUUCAACAAAGCAGCCACACAUCGCCAUUGUCGGCGGCGGUCCUGCUGGUUUGACACUGGGUCUGCUACUAAAGAAGCGAAGCAUACCAUUCACCAUUUAUGAGCUUCGGCCUAAGCCUACUGAAGACGAUUACGCUCUACCAUCAGGGUCCCUGGAUUUACACCCAGACACAGGACUCGCAGCUAUCAGUGCCUGUGGGCUGGUUGAUGAAUUUAACACUCUGACAGGAGAGUGUUCCCAAUCCAACACAAUCACAGAUAAGGAUGGUACAAUCUUGCUCAAUGACGACGGCGGCGAUAACACCAGGCCCGAGAUAUCACGUCAUCUUUUAACGAAGCUCCUCCUUUCUAGGCUGCCCACGGACUGCAUUCAGUGGCAACACAAGCUACUUUCGGCUUAUGAAGGCGAGGAAGGGGGACGGUAUGUUCUCGACUUUGGCCCACACCACGGUAUGGUCACCGCAGACCUGGUGAUCGGUGCCGAUGGUGCUUGGUCGCGUGUCCGUCCCCUGUUGACCCAUAGGAAACCGCAUUACAGCGGCGUGCACUUCGUCACCCUUACCAUUCCAAACCUGGGGCAUCGCUUCCCCGAGCUUGCCGACCUAGUAGGGGCCGGAUCAUUUAUCGCCCCCGGUGACAGAAAUAUCUUGAUGUCUCAGCGCGGAGCACUAGGUGCAGCAAGAAUCUACUUGUCUAUUCAUACCUUGGAUGAGAACUUUGGAACAACCACCAGCCUCGAGCAUAUGAGCCAAUCUGAAGCGAGAGACUUACUGCUGAGUUCCACUGCCAGACACAACGAUGGGAAAUAUUUUGGAGCCUUUGGGCCAAAGUUCCAAAAACUCAUUACCCAAGGGUUCAGAGACAAUGAAGGCCCGAUAGACGUCAAGCCGCUUUAUAUGCUACCUGUAGGUCAACUGUCAUGGCAGCACAGACCGGGGGUGACAGUCAUUGGCGAUGCAGCGCAUUUGAUGACGCCCUUUGCAGGAGAAGGCGUGAACUUGGCCAUGAAGGAUGCACUUGAGUUGGCAGAUGCAAUCAACGCAGCUUGGAUUGAAGCAUCAGACUCUGAGACCGGCAAACGGAAAUUUAGAAUUGCGCUAGAAGAACGACUGGAAGAAUUCGAGACACAGAUGAUUAAUAGGGCGGAGGAGACAGCCGAAGAAACAUGGAAUAACCUGCAGAUUUUUCACGAUGAGGACGCUAGGACCAAGAUUCCCGCGCUCUUUCAAGGAUACAUUGGGGAGAAACCUCUGGAAUGA